AGCCGCGCCGAGCACGGUACGCGGCCGACCGUUGGCCAGGGACGGGGUCGUGCAGACGCGCAGUGACCUAGCCGCCUCACGAGCGGCCGCAGCCGGCGACGGACAGCGCCGGCCCCGGUGGACGGAGGUGGACGGCCUGUGGGCGGCGUGGACGAGGUGGUACCCUGGGUGGCAGACGCCGUCGGCAGGCCGCCGCGGGGCGGACCGGCGCAGGCGAGAUGUCGCUGCUGAUGGCCAGCGGCGGCCUGAUGGGCGUGGUGCCGUCCGCCAGCGCCAUCCCCACGCAUGUGACGGCCGGUGGCACGCGGCUCGAGCCUCGCCGACGCGACAGUGGCGACUCGGAGCCGCGCUCCAGCUCCAGCGCCGGCAGCGCCGCCGGCGCCGACGACCACUCGCCCAAUAAGAUCUUCGUGGGCGGCAUCAGCUUCCAGACGACGCCCGAGAAGCUGCGGGCGUACUUUGCACCGUAUGGGACUAUUCUGGACGUGAUGGUGCUGAAAGAUCCGGCGACUAACAGGAACCGGGGCUUCGGCUUCGUCACGUUUGCUGACCUGGAGUCGGUAAAUAAGGUGCUGAGCCAGGAGGAGCACAUGCUGGACGGCAAGAAGAUCGACCCAAAGCUGGCCACGCCCAAGGGGCAGAAGACGGUGGGUGAACUGCUGAUCCCGCGCAAGGUGUUCGUCGGCGGCGUCAGCCAGGAGACCAGCUCGCAAGAGCUGCUCGAGUACUUCUCGCAGUUCGGCAAGGUGCUCGAGUGCUCGCUGCAGAUGGACAACAACACGAAGCGACACCGGGGCUUCGCGUUCGUCACGUUCGAGAACGAAGACCACAGCGCUCGCGUCGUCAAGAAGCACCACCACGUGGUCAAAAGCAAAACGGUAGAGUGCAAAUACGCUCAACCGAAGGAGACGAUCCAGGCGACGGAGCGUGCCAAGAGGGCGCAGCUGAUGUCGGUGAUGCAGUCAGCAGUCGCGUCCGGGCCGCUAGCGGCCGCGGCGCAGGUGCAGCAGCACUACUCGCGCGUGAUGUCGGCCGCCGGCGGGCCCGCCUUCUCGGGCCUCUCCAGCUUCCGGUACUCCCCGUACUCGCUGCCGAUGGCGGCGGCGCAGCAGCAGCUGGCGGCCAUGCCGGCGCCAAUGACGCCCGCCAGCUCGGCCGCCUUCCAAGGGCAGGGACUGUCUGCCCUUCAGGGUUUGCAGACGCUGCAGCCGGCCGCCGCGCCCUACCAGUUCGCCAACAUCGACGUGUCGAGUCUGCAGGGCCUGGACUGGGGCGGCGCGCCGCUCUACGGCAUGUACACGACUUAGGGGGCGCUCCGGCGGCCACCGGGCGCCCGCCAGGCCGGCGCCGCCGGCCCGGGCCAGGUGUCUUUCACAGACCGGUCGCGGUGAUGGCGCCUGAGACGCGGACUGACGACUUGCUCAUCCAUUACCCACCCCCGCCGAGCGAGGAGCGGUGCCAUACGGAACGUAGUAUCAGUUCUCAGGGUUUUAAGUUGUUCACUGUGACGCUUCUCUGGGUUUUCAGACAGCGGGCCCAACGCAUCGGGCUGGUGCCUGCUUAGAUCUCGCGUAGACCCAUUCAGUAGUACAACACAUCGUUCAUUCACAUACCACCCGUCAUCCCAACGGCCCCGUAAUACGUUCGAUGAAGUGUGUAUGCGCGUGUGUGAAUGCACGAAAGCGCUGCGUCGCGGCGCAGAGCUUAAGUGUGAAUGGGGUGUGCGUCAUCAACAGGUCUUCCAGUUUCAACUGCGCACGCUUUUCUGCGGGUCCCUGCUGACCCACCUUACUCUGAAGCCGGGAUGGUACUUCCACCUUGCGCCGCGCGGUGACAACCAACCGGCGCACAGUCACACACUCACGGCAGGUAAUCUCAGCAUAUCAGGCUACGGUCCGACUUCAGACGCUUCAGUAAUAACCAUGGCAAUAACCUUCACCGUUGUUCGAAUUUCUCGCGAGGCGUCCUUGCUCGAGCUGUGCCGCUUUGGUUUUUCCUGUUCCCGCCGCGAGCUGCGCGAUCUUCCGACCGCGACCCCCUUUGUGCGGUCGCGGCUAUGUCGGUUCUUCCGCGGCUCCCUGGCACGGCUUCGGGAGGCUCGCUGCGCCUUGUUCCCGCCCUCGGUGCCAAACUCCGACCGUCGUCUCCUCGCGGUACCUCCGUUUCUUCGCGGCUCCUAGCGGUAAGGUGAGAGGUGUCGGAGCAGCCGGCAGCCUGGAGCGAUCCGAGGCUACCUUUCAGCUGACGAGAGUGCCGGCCCCGCCGCGGGCAUGACUGUCGCGGCGGGUGACCGGACCCGGUGAGCCCGCCUGCAGCGGUACCUGAGUUGCCAGACUGGUGUCCUCGGUGCGGGAGCACCCUGAGAUGUGGCUCCUCUUGACGAGUGCCUGCUCCGUCUCUAGUGUAAACUGGCCUCGGCCGGUGACCCUGACCUCACGCCGUGACCUCUGGUUGACGGUGGACCGCCGGUGAUGGCCGUGUCCACCAGCAGCGCCGUUUUUUCCUGUAUCUCUGUGCCCGUCACCUGUCGGCCUGUACACGCUGGUUAGUCCGACGUUGUGAGUGUUGUAGAGACUAGCCGGCCGCUUCGUAAAUAGUGGCUAGGACGCGACCGUAGGCUGCGCUGCACCCUGCGUGGCGUGGUUCACCUUGACUCCGCGUACGCCCGUGGCAGCACCCGUGGUAGCAGCUGGCGGGCUGCACGCUCGUCUAUUGGUCCCGAGCCCUCUAGCCAACCCACGAAUAAACGUAGCCAGC
This is a messenger RNA of Pollicipes pollicipes, 2757 nucleotides long. RefSeq names its product RNA-binding protein Musashi homolog 2. The coding region runs from base 219 to 1307 and encodes 362 amino acids. The transcript has 3 exons. Gene Ontology annotation, cellular component: cytoplasm. Lineage: Eukaryota; Metazoa; Arthropoda; Thecostraca; Pollicipedomorpha; Pollicipedidae. The record is from RefSeq and is a predicted model, not a curated record. Gene Ontology annotation, biological process: regulation of translation. Gene Ontology annotation, molecular function: mRNA binding.